This is a messenger RNA of Rhineura floridana, 471 nucleotides long. It is a transcript of the gene SNRNP25, whose product is annotated as small nuclear ribonucleoprotein U11/U12 subunit 25. NCBI's taxonomy places the organism in Eukaryota, Metazoa, Chordata, Lepidosauria, Squamata, Rhineuridae. Gene Ontology annotation, biological process: mRNA splicing, via spliceosome. Gene Ontology annotation, cellular component: U12-type spliceosomal complex. The record is from RefSeq and is a predicted model, not a curated record.
AUGGCAGCGGCGAGAGGGGCAGGCGAGGGGGGCGUGGAGGAGGAGGAGGAGGAGGGGGCGGAGGCGGUGCAUGCAGAAGUGCUGGCGCUGUGGCAUGCCAGACUGGAGCACCUCGCAAGGGACCCGCUGCUCUGCGACUUCCCCACGCAGGUGACCCCCGAGAUCAGCUCGCAGGUGGCGCUCGAGUACGGGCAGGUGAUGACGGUGCACGUGCGCAGGGCAGAUGCCGCAGAGGCCCCCAUGCCUGUGGUGGUAGUGCAGAAUGCCUCCAUCUUGGACCUGAAGAAAGCCAUCCGGCCCUUCCUGCAGCUGAAGCAGGAGCGGGAAGGGGGCGUCCAGCACGUCAGCUAUGUUUGGCAAACCUACUUCUUAACCUUUGGUGGAGAGAAGCUGACAGAUGACCGGAGGAAGCUAGAGUACGGCAUCCAAAAUCAAGAUAAAGCCACCUUUAUAAAAAAGCUCCGGAAAUGA